CCAUCUAUUUAUGCAAAAUGUCAGGUUGAGGUUCCAUCUUUAGCAGAAGAAGAUGAAUGGACAAUUGGUUGGGUGCAAGCGAUGACAGCAUUUCUAGCUGAUAAUACUUACGGCCAAUCUGGUGUUUCUAGUCGUGAAGUGCCAAUGCUUCGCAGUGGUCAAGUGAAUGCCAUCAAUAUUUGCAGUAAUAAAGGCGAGCAACCUUGGUUUACUAAAAAUGGCAAUAAAAAACUAGUUUGUGGUCCAACAUCGAGUAGUACGCUCCUUGAAAUUAAAUUCUCUGAUCAGUUCAUCAUCGACGUCCCUUGGGAUCUGCCCCAUUACUGCAAAGAAGCAGCAAUGGAUGAUAAUGCUAUUGAUGAGGUCCUUUCAGAACCCUAUCUUAGCGGCAUUUAUCAUAACCAAUCAUUUAUUGUAUGGUUAGCUGCUCGCAAUCAACAAUCGAGCCAGUUAUUCCCUCUAGUUACGGUUAAAUGGAAUUUAAUAUUUCAUUUUGAAGUCUGUCCAUUCCAAAGAUUAGGUAAAAGGGCUAAGCAAAUGCCACCACUCUUUUUGCAGUCGCCUCAAGUUGCGCAAAAUGAAGCUAUACCGCAAUCGGUGAUUACUGGCAGUCUAUAUAACGAAGCGGUAUCAACGGUUUGGAGA
Molecule: messenger RNA, 645 nt
Organism: Trichoplax adhaerens
Lineage: Eukaryota; Metazoa; Placozoa; Uniplacotomia; Trichoplacea; Trichoplacidae
Exons: 1
Source: RefSeq, a predicted model, not a curated record